AAAACCACAUGAGUACAGGCAUCCAUCAAGCCACAUGUCAACAUUGUAUUCUGGUUGUGGUGGUGUGAUGAUGUGUUGUGUUUAAAAGGCACACAAUGGCCCCCUCGAUAAAAGUGGAGCAAUGUUUGAAUGCAACAGGAUAUCUGAACAUCAUUGCCAAUCAGGUGCAUCCCUUCAUGGCAGCAGUGUACACAGUGUACAUCUGCAAAUAGAUUUUUGCCACAAGGCUAGGAUUGUCCAGGAAUGGUUCCAGGAACAUGACAGUGAAUUCAGUUUACUGUAGUGGCCUGUAGGGAUUAAUAUCUUCCCGACCAUGUGAAGGGAACCUUGGGAGAGGUGAGUGCUGAGAGGGGUAAGCCAGGACGCUGUAACCAUGGAUGAAGCGAUGGUAGAAGAAAACCCCAGGAAACGUUGCAGCUGCACUCUGGAUGUGGGUUGAGGCCAAUCUACCACCGCUCUCACCUUGUCUGGAUCCAUCUGUAUAUAUGCUGCAGCGAUGACGUAUCCAAGGAAGGAGAUAGUGGAGUGAUGGAACUUACACUUCUCCGCUUUAAUGAGAAGGACUUGUCUGACGUGGAGGAAAUGUUUGUGAGCCGACCGGGAAAAGACCAGGAUGUCGUUGAGGUACACAACACGAACCGGUUCAGCAUGUCCCGGAGCACAUCGCUGACCUGGGCCUGGAACACCGCGGGUACGAUGGUCAGCCCGAAUGGCAUAACUACGUACUCAUAGUGCUGAAGGUCCAACUUAGAGAAGAUGGUCGCUCCCUGAAGAGGUUUGAAAGCCGAGGAGCUGUGGUAGAGGGGCAUUCUUUUUACCGUGAUGUCAUUAUGGCCCUUGUAGUCAAUACAUGGGCGCAGGGUUUUGUCCUUCUCCACAUAGAAGAACCCUGCGCCGGCGGGGGAGGCCGAUGGGCGAAUACUCCCUACAACGAGUACGUUUUCAAUGUACUCUUCCAUAGCCUUGGACUCCGGACCCGACAGAGAGUAAAGCCGCCACCGAGGGGGUGUACUGCCUGAGAGAAGGUCAAUGGCACAGUCGUAGGGUCAAUGCGGAGGGAGAGCGGUAGCAUGGGCCUUGUUGAAGACCUCCCGGAGGUCCAGAUACUCCGCGGGAAUGGGGGAGAGGUCCAAGGCUUCUUUCAAGCCUGCAGGGUGACGUCCCGGGGCAGGCUGGGCCAACUUGCGACAAUGAGCAUUGCAGAACGGGCUCCAACCCACGAUAGCGCCAGUAGCCCAGUCGAUCAGGGGAUUAUGCUUCUGGAGCCAUGAAUAUCCCAAAACCAUGGGUACAUGGGGAGAUUCGAUGAGCAGGAACUGCAUACACUCUGCAUACUGUGAUUCCCUGAUCCUCGUAGAUUGAUAGGAAUCGUAUUGCGGGUGACUCGGCCAAUAUAUCGCCCCACGUCCAUGGGAAUGGAGAGGGGCUGAGUGGUGACACCAAGGUAGCAUUGAUAAAGCUUUCAUCAGCCCCAGAGUCAACGAGCACCCGGAGUGAUUUGGCCUGCUCACCCCAUAACAGGGUAGCAUGGAGAAGGGAGUAUUGGGAGAUAGUAUUGGGAAAUAUAAUGUUCUGUAUUCCCAUAAUACUGACAGCUCCUGGUGUUCAGUCUGCGUAAACGUUCAUCGAGCCCUCCCCAGUAGCUUGGGCUCUGAAGGAGGUGAGUUGACCGCCCUUGGUGGUUCCCGUGAGCACUUGGGUGACAUCGGAGUUUCUCGGAACUGCCUUCCGGGUUUUCCGGGAUUCCGGGAAUUGAGGUGGGAAUCGAGGGCGAGCGAAGGCGACGGGACAGAUUUCCUCUCCCUCCUACGUUUUCGUAGCCGCCCAUCGAUCCAGAUGGUCAAGGCUGUGAGGGAGUCUAGGUCCAUGGGCAACUCCCAGGCUGCGAGCUCAUCUUUGAUCACCUCCGAUAAUCUGUGAAGGAACAUGUCGAACAAUGCUUCCGGGUUCCAGGCACUCUCAGCCGCCAACGUGCGAAAAUCCACCACGUAGUCUGCCACACUAUGGGAGUCUUGUGCUGGAGCAGUUUAUGAGCAGCCUCUCUCCCGUACAACGGAGACUUGGAACACCUUCCAUACUUCCGCCACGAACUCCUCCAGACUGAGGCAGACGGCAGACUGUUGCUCCCACACCACCGUAGCCCAGAUAAGUGCCCUCCCGGACAUCAGCGUCAUGAUGCAUGCUAUCCUCGAGCGGUCCGAGGGGAACAAAGAAGGCUGCAGCUCGAAGACAAGGGAGCACUGGGAGAGAAAGGCCCGGCAGAUUCCAGAAUCUCCAGCAUAAUGCUCCGGAGGAUGUAAGCAGGAAUCUUGGGACACUGGAGUAGACUGGGAAUAAGCACUGCUGGUGGCGGGCCUGCUGAAAGUCUGGAGAAUGAAUAGUGUGGCUUGCUGCUUUGUAGAGAAUCCGCUGAAUUUCUCCAGCAAUGUAUCGAACGCCUGGUCAUGGCAUUCCGCCAGGGUAAGGAGUCCCUCCAUAAGGCAUUGCAGUAACUCCUCAUGUCUUCCGAUGAUGGCUGCUUUCUAGGAGACAACAUUGUGGAGCUGGUCUGCCUGCUGGGUCAGUCAUGGCCAGUUCGUACUAUCAGAUAAGACCCAGAUGCAGACAGGUAGAAUCACCGAUGUUUAUUGACCCAAACAGGGGGCAGGCAAAAGACAGGUCAAGGUCAGGAAUAGGUCAGAGUCCAGGGCAGAGUCGAUAAGGUACAGAGCAGCAGGCAGGCUCGGGGUCAUGGCAGGCAGAGGUUCGUAAUUGGGUCAGAGUCAGGCAGGUACAGAACAGCAGGCAGACUCGAGGGCAGGCAAAAUGAUCAGAACCGGGGAAACUAGGAAACAUAAACUUGAGAAAGCAGGAAGAUGGGAAACACACCGUUGACCUCUUAAGACAAGAUGAACUGGCAGCAGACAAACAUAACACAAGUAUAAAUGCACAGGCUAUAAUGGGGGAGAUGGGCGACACCUGGAUGGGGGUGGAGACGAGCACAAAGAAGGGGAAACCGAUCAGGGUAUGACAGUUUGGAUAAUGUACUAUUCAUUUUUUUGCUAAUCUGCUGCUGUGCAUGUGUAUUUUGUGGAGUUGCAUUAGUGCGACAUUGGGGACAUUUUUGUCAUUUCCCAGUUCUUGGCAUUCGUUUUUUUCAGGAAAUGUUAAAUUUUCCCAGGAUAGUCCCAGGAUCCUAGUUAUCCAUGUUAAUCCCUAGUGUCCUGCCCAGUCACCAGAUCUCAAUCCAAUUGAGCAUCUGUGUGAGGAAAUAGAACAAACAAUUUGAAGUAGAGAUCCACUACCAGACAACUUGGAGUCAACAUGGGCCAGCAUACCUGUGGAACCUUUGAAGGAAAAAGGGGGUUCAACUCAAUAUUAGGAGGGUGUUAGAAGGUGUUCCUAAUGUUUUGUACACUCAGCGUAUGCCUUUGAUUCUGUAAGAUCCUAGUACACCAAGCCUACCUCCAUUUAUAAGAACACAAAUUAGUCUACAGUAUAGGCCUAGAAUUCUGAAACAAUCUGAAACAAAAAUGGUUCAAAGAUGGCGUAGCAGUCGGAUGUGUUUGUUUUGUCUUGUCCCGUCCUGUCCCAUGGAAAUAUAGUUUUCCUAAUUUUUUUUCUCGUAUAUAUUUCAAUCUCACUUUCCAUCUACGGACUGAAUAUACUCUCCUGCAACCCGCCUCACCCAAUGUGGUAUGGAUCUGCUAUUUUUAUACUUUAGAACCGGAACCCCGAUCAGAAGCUAGCCAGCUAACUAGCUACUAGCUAGUAGUCAGUUAGCCACUGCUAGCGGUCUUCACCGUUAACUCAGACACCAGCCAGUCUCAGCUCGGUCAAUACCUGCCAGUCUGCACAGUGCGAUAUCAACCCAGAGGAUAUCGGACUGCUUUUUCUCUACCACAUCUCCGGAUUCCUAACGCAAGCUCUGAACCUUUACACAGGAUCAUCGCAGCUAGCUAGCUACAAUCCGAGUGGCUACUCCUGGCUAACGUCUCUGUCCCGAAGCAAGCACCAGUUAGCCUUGAUCUAGCCUCAAGCUAAGCCCAUCUCCCAGCUAGCCGAAGAGGUCCGCCAGCCAAUUCUUGGGCUACAAUACCUCUUUUGCCAAUUGGCCUGGACCCUUUACUGCCGACACGGAGCCCCGCCGAUCCAUUACGACUGGUCUGCCGACGUAAUCGUCUGAGGUGGUCUCAACAGGCUCUUCCGUUGCGAUGUCGCCGAAGGCCCAUCUGCUAGGACCGGCCCGCUAGUUGUCUGAAUCGCCGUGUCUCCAGCAUGCCUAGCGUAGUAGCGACUACUGAAUCGGCUCCUUGACUCACCUGUUGCUACUCAUUGGACCCUAUGAUCACUCGGCUUCACAUGCCUCUCCCUAAUGGCAAUCUGCCAUGGCUAUUGCUGUUUUGGUUAGGGAUUAUGGUCUUCUUUCACUGUGGAGCCCCCAAACCUGCUCAAAAUGCCUUAGAUAGCCCUUUUGUCCCAACCCCCACACAUCUUGUGAGCUCACUUGGCUUAACUGGUGCCUCUAGAGACAAAACCUCUCAUCGUCACUCAAUGCCUAGAUUUACCUCCACUGUACUCACAUGCUACCAUAGUCUUGUUUGUACAUUAUGCCUUGAAUCUAUUCUUCCACGCAAAGGAAUCUGCUCCUUUUACUCUCUGUUCCGAACGCACUAGACAACCAGUUUUUAUAGCCUUUAGCCGUACCCUUAUCCUACUCGUCCUCUGUUCCUCUGGUGAUGUAGAGGUUAACCCAGGCCCUGCAGCCCCCAGCACCACUCCCAUUCCCCAGGCACUCUCAUUUGUUGACUUCUGUAACUGUAAAAGCCUUGGUUUCAUGCAUGUUAACAUCAGAAGCCUCCUCCCUAAAUUUGUUUUAUUCACUGCUUUAGCACACUCCGCCAACCCUGAUGUCCUAGCCGUGUCUGAAUCCUGGCUUAGGAAGGCCACCAAAAAUCCUGACAUUUCCAUCCCCAACUACAACAUUUUCCAACAAGAUAGAACUGCCAAAGGCGGUGGAGUUGCAAUCUAUUGCAGAGAGAGCCUGCAGAGUUAUGUCAUACUAUCCAGGUCUGUGCCCAAACAAUUCGAGAUACUACAUUUGAAAAUCCAACUUUCCAGAAACAAGUCUCUCACCAUUGCCGCUUGUUAUAGACCCCCCUCAGCCCCCAGCUGUGCCCUGGACACCAUAAGUGAUUUGAUUUCCCUCCAUCUAUCUUCCGAGUUCGUACUGUUAUGGGACCUAAACUGGGACAUGCUUAACACUCCGGCCAUCUUACAAUAUAAGCUUGAUGCCCUCAAUCUCAAAAAUUAUCAAGGAACCUACCAGGUACAACCCUAAAUCCGUAACCAUGGAUUUAAAUACACCUCUGCUGUCUUCAACCAGGAUCUCAGCGAUCACUGCCUCAUUGCCUGCUCCGUAAUUGGUCCGCGGUCAAACGACCACCCCUCAUCACUGUCAAACGCUCCCUAAAACACUUCAGCGAGCAGGCCUUUCUAAUCGACCUGGCCCAGGUAUUGACCUCAUCCCGUCAGUAAAGGAUGCCUGGUUGCUCUUUAAAAGUGCUUUCCUCACCAUCUUAAAUGCGCAUGCACCAUUCAAAAAAUGUAGAACUAAGAACAGAUAUAGCCCUUGGUUCAACCCAGACUUGACUGCCCUUGACCAGCACAAAAACAUCCUGUGGCCUUCUGCAUUAGCAUCGAACAGCCCCCACGAUAUGCAACUUUUCAUACAAGUCAUGAACUAAUAUACACAGUCAGUUAGGAAAGCUAAGGUUAGCUUUUUCAAACAGAAAUAAGCAUCAUGUAGCACUAAUUCCAAAAAGUUUUGGGACACUGUAAAGUCCAUGGAGAAUAAGAGCACCUCCUCCCAGCUGCCCACUGCACUGAGGCUAGGAAACACUGUCACCACCGAUAAAUCUACGAUAAUCGAUAAUUUCAAUAAGCAUUUUUCUACGGAUGGCCAUGCUUUCCACCUGGCUACCCCAACCCCGGCCAACAGCUCUGCACCCCCUUCAGCUACUUGCCCAAGCGCCCACCCCCGCCCGCUUCUCCUUCACCCAAAUCCAGACAGCUGAUGUUCUGAAAAAGCUGCAAAAUCUGGAUCUCUACAAAUCAGCUGGGCUCACAACAAUCUGGACCAUCUCUUCCUAAAAUUAUCUGCCAAAAUUGUUGCAACCCCUAUUACUAGCCUGUUCAACCUCUCUUUCGUAUCAUCUGAGAUUCCCAAAGAUUGGAAAGCUGCCGCGGUAAUCCCCCUCUUCAAAGGGUGAGACACUCUAGACCCAAACUGUUAGAGACCUAUAUCCACCCUGCCCUUCUAAAAUCUUCGAAAGCCAAGUUAACAAACAGAUCACCAACCAUUUCAAAUUCCACUGUACCUUCUCCACUAUGCAAUCUGGUUUCUGAGCUGGUCAUGGGUGCACCUCAGCCACGCUCAAGGUCCUAAACGAUAUCAUAACCGCCAUCGAUAAAAAACAGUACUGUGCAGCCAUCUUCAUCGACCUGGCCAAGGCGUUCAAACUCUGUCAAUCACCUCAUUCUUAUUGGCAGACUCAAUAGCCUCAAUAGACUGCUUCGCCUGGUUCACCAACUACUUCUCAGAUAGAGUUCAGUGUGUCAAAUCGGAGGGCCUGUUGUCCGGACCUCUGCCAAUCUCUAUGGAGGUGCCACAGGGUUCAAUUCUCGGGCUGACUCCUUACUCUGUAUAUAUCAAUGAUGUCGCUCUUGCUGCUGGUGAUUCUCUGAUCCACCUCUACACCGACGUCACCAUUCUGUAUACAUCUGGCCCUUCUUUGGACACUGUGUUAACAAACCUCCAAACAAUCUUCAAUGCCAUACACCACUCCUUCCGUGGCCUCCAACUGCUUUUAAAUACUAGUAAAACUAAAUGCAUGCUCUUCAACCGAUUGCUGCCCGCACCCGCCCGCCCAACUACCAUCACUACUCUGGACAGUUCUGACUUAGAAUAUGUGGACAACUACAAAUACCUAGGUGUCUGGUUAGACUGUAAACUCUCCUUCCAGACUCACAUUAAGCAUCUCCAAUCAAAAAUUAAAUCAAAAAUCGGCUUCCUUUUUUGCAACAAAGCCUCCUUCACUCAUGCUGCCAAACAUACCCUCGUAAAACUGACUAUCCUACCGAUCCUUGACUUCGGCGAUGUCAUUUACAAAAUAGCCUCCAACAUGUAUUCUAUCACAGUGCCAUCCGUUUUGUCACCAAAGCCCCAUAUAUUACCCACCAUUGCGACCUGUAUGCUCUCGUUGGCUGGCCCUCGUUACAUAUUCGUUGCCAAACCCACUGGCUCCAGGUCAUCUAUAAGUUUUUGCUAGGUAAAGUCCCGCCUUAUCUCAGCUCACUGGUCACCAUAGCAACACCCACCCGUAGCAUGCGCUCCAGCAGGUAUAUUUCACUGGUCAUCCACAAAGCCAACACUUCUUUUGGCUGCCUUUCUUUCCAGUUCUCUGCUGCCAAUGACUGGAAAGAAUUGCAAAAAUCACUGAAGCUGGAGACUUAUAUCUCCCUCUCUAACUUUAAGCAUCAGCUGUCAGAGCAGUUUACCGAUCACUGUACCUGUACACAACCAAUCUGUAAAUAGCACACCCAACUACCUCAUCCCCAUAUUGUUAUUUAUAUUCUUGCUCUUUUGCACCCCAGUAUCUCUACUUGCACAUCAUCAUCUGCACAUCUAUCACCCAGUGUUAUUGCUAAAUUGUAAUUAUUUCUCCUCUAUGGCCUAUUUAUUGCCUUACCUUCCUACUCUUCUACAUUUGCACACACUGUACAUAUAUUUUUCUAUUGUGUUAUUGACUGUACAUUUGUUUAUGUGUAACUCUGUUGUUUUUGUCGCACUUCUUUACUUUAUCUUGGCCAGGUUGCAGUUGUAAAUGAGAACUUGCUCUGAACUGGCCUACCUGGUUAAAUGAAGGUGAAAUAAAAUAAACAUUCAGUGUGCAAUCUUUCUCACAAUUUGAUUACAUACACUAGUUUAUUAAAACACAUAUCUUUAUUGGUUUCCAAGGGAUUGCUUUGCUUUCCUUGCUUGUAGCACUAGGGAGGACUUGGCUAGUUCUUUCCUCAUGUCUAUGAGUCAUAGCUACAGUGGCUCUCCACCACAGUCUGCAGAAUUCCAUUGCCUAGUUAUUAUGGCUUUACUGGAACUAAAUAUUGCCUUGAAAUAAUCAUCAAUGUAACUACCCAUUUGUGUUUUUAAUCACAUUGUUUGUGAGGGAGCACAGUUUUGGUAGUUUUGGGUUAUAUUGAAGUGUUCAGCUGCCACGAAUAGGGAUGACUUCUGACUGCAUAGCCUACGAUCAAAUAUGACAUGUUUUCUAUAACCUCGUAGUUGAUAUACUCAUGUAGAGGCAAAAGCUGUACACCAAUGAAAUAAAAGAAGGAUGGAAUUUAAUACUGACAAACCAUGUUUACAUUAGCACUUUUAGUGUUGAGCAAUUGUUUUGCAAUUUAAAUGUAGCAUCAUGAAUUUACUUGGGCAAUUCACCAUUCAUCCUUAAAAGUCACACACACCCAGUGAAUGAAGGGAGGGGAAGAUAGGCGGAGCAUUGAGGAAAUCUCUCUCUCUCUCUCUGUGGUCAAAUAUAUGGGCACUAACAGACGGAUUCUCAGACAGUGUUCCUAGGCUGGUAAUUCAUUUACAGAACAUACACUGACAACUGGAGCUAUUUUCACAGUCAGAAAGACAAGUUGACCAUCAGACGCUGACUUACACUUUCCCGCUUCUACAACACCUUUCAAGGUAAGUCUCAUGGAAAAUUAUCCUAUGAAAUAGAUACACAACUUAUGUUUUUGGUUGAGUUGAUUAUCCAAUUACAUAUCAAAGACUAGCCAACAGAUAAUAUUUUUUUCAAUUACAAGUUCAAUUAUGAAUAGCCUUUCUAAGGCCAAAGUUUUGAAUGUUGUUUUCAAAUUCAGUUGUUUUCAAAUUCCAGCAGCAGGACUUUCUUUUGGAAUACUAGGCUACCUUCACCUACCAUGACGAUGCCUAACCAGAAUCGAACCCCCCGCGGCGUGAGCACGCCGCUCUCCCCCAACCGCAUCACGCGGCUGCAGGAGAAGGAUGACCUGUGCAACCUCAAUGACCGCCUGGCCGUCUACAUCGACAAGGUACGCUCGCUGGAAUCCGAGAAUGCGGGGCUGCGGCUGCGCAUUACUGAAUCGGAGACCGAGAUUAGCCGGGAGAUGAAGGGCAUGAAGGCUGCUUAUGAGGCCGAGCUUGCUGACGCCAGGCAGACUCUGGACUCGGUGGCCAAAGAGCGUGCCCGACUGCAGCUGGAACUAGGCAAGGUGCGGGAGGACUACAAGGAGCUCAAGGCCAGGAACACAAAGAAGGAGUCCGACCUGGCGGGUGCGCUCCUCCGGCUGAAGGACCUGGAGGCUUUGUUGAACUCUAAGGAUGCAUCCCUGACCACUGCCCUGGGAGAGAAACGCAACCUUGAGGCAGAGGUCAGGAACCUAAAGGCCCAGCUAGCCAAGCUGGAGACCAGUCUGAGCGAUGCUAAGAAGCAGCUGCAGGAUGAGAUGCUAAGGAGAGUGGAUGGAGAGAACCGCAUCCAGACAGUAAAAGAAGAGCUGGAGUUCCAGAAGAACCUCUACAAAGAGGAGCUGAGAGAAACGAAGCGACGCCACGAGUCUUGCAUGGUGGAGCUGGGUAACGGAAAACAGGAGGACCUUGAGAGCAGGCUGGCCGAGGCCCUGAUGGAGAUGCGCUCCCAGCACGAGCUACAGAUCAAGAUGUACAAGGAUGACAUAGAGAAAACCUAUACAUCUAAGUUGGAGAAUGCCCGUCAGUCUGCUGACAGGAGCAGCCACCUGGUGGGGGCAGCCCAUGAGGAGCUGCAGCAGACCAGAGUACGCAUCGAGUCUAUGUCUGCCCAACUCAGCCAGCUGCAAAAACAGUUGGCAGCCCGUGAGGCGAAGGUGAGGGACCUGGAGGAGGCGUUGUCUCGUGAGAGGGACACCACGCGCCGUCUGCUGGGGGAUAAGGAGAGAGAGAUGGCUGAGAUGAGACAGAGGAUGCAGCAGCAGCUGGAUGAGUAUCAGGAGCUGCUGGAUGUCAAACUGGCCCUGGACAUGGAGAUCUCUGCCUACAGAAAGCUACUGGAGGGAGAGGAGCAGAGGCUGCGUCUGUCCCCCAGCCCUCCCUCCACACGAGUGACAGGAAGUGGAUCAGGCACCCGUACCGUCCACUGCAGUUCCUCUACCAAGAAGCGGCGUCUCAACAACACCGACAGUGAGGCCUCAGGCCUGACAGGAGGCACAGUGGCGCGAACACGCAUCACCCAGCAGGCUUCUGCCAGUGGACGUGUCACUGUGGAUGAAGUGGACCUGGAUGGGAAGUAUGUGUUGCUCAGCAACAAAGCAGAUGAGGACCAGAACCUGGGAAACUGGCAGCUGAAGCGACAGAUGGGCUCCGGCACCCCCGUCGCCUUCAAGUUCCCCCCUAAAUUCACCCUGAAGGCUGGACAGAGGGUCACGAUCUGGGCAUCUGCAGCUGGCGGCAGCCACAACCCCCCUUCUGACCUGGUGUGGAAGACCCAGACCUCAUGGGGCAGUGGAGACCACUUCCAGACCACUCUGAUCAGUGCCAACGGAGAGGAAAUGGCUAUGAGGAAGGUGACCCGCACCCUAUUUGACGAGGAUGAUGAUGACAUGAUGGCCCAUAGCACAUGCGGAGGAGAUGGUGAGUAUAACCUGCGGAGCCGGUGUGGCUCCUGUGGCCUGCCCGCUGACAGCAAGUCCAGCGGCGGCUUCUCUGUGUCCUCCGCCUCCCGCUCCAUCCGAAGUGGGGGCAUCGCUGAGGGUCUCCUCCCACACUCCUAUGUUGUGAGCAGCAGCACGUCUCGUAGGAGUGGAUCUAGAAUGGAGAACUGCCCCAUCAUGUGAAGCCUUGAGUUCUAACUGGUGCACAUGGACUCCAUUUCAUCUCAAUUUUAUAUAUAUAUAUAACUUUUUUUAUACUCUUUAUCCAAUCAAGUUUUUCUAAAUGUAUACAUUGUAAUACAUUCAGACAUGCACAUGUAUUGUAUUUGAUGUAUGUGUAGAUCCAGACAGAGCACAAAUAAAGGUUAGAUUAAUUUGUUGGCAUGAAAAUUUGAUUUAACCACUAGUGCCACUGCCAGCUAUAUAUUUUCCCAAUGGAUCCCUGCAUGUUACAGUAUGCCUCCAGUCUGAUCUGGAACACAUCUUACUUCUAUUCAUGUCACAAUUAAUAAAAUAAUAGAAUAGAAUAA
Molecule: messenger RNA, 11228 nt
Organism: Salvelinus fontinalis (brook trout)
Lineage: Eukaryota; Metazoa; Chordata; Actinopteri; Salmoniformes; Salmonidae
Product: lamin-A-like
Exons: 13
Coding region: 8971-10881 (636 amino acids)
Source: RefSeq, a predicted model, not a curated record